AUGGGGAUUAGAGGAAAUUUACAUCCAGAAAUUAUUGGUAAACGAACUUUUUUACCACCGGCGUGUUAUGCCCUGACUAAGGAAGAAAAACGAUCUUUCUGUACAUCAUUGUCUCACGUUAAAGUACCCGAAGGGUAUUCUUCAAAUAUCUCCAAUUUGGUGCCGGAGGGUUCAAUUGUUGAAUCCUACAUCGUUGAAGAGGCUGUAGAAUUUUGUUCAGACUUCUUGUCAAAUGUAGCAACUGUUGGGUCGUGUCUUCCUAGAUUUGAUAAUGAAAUUAGUAAAGGGGGUCGGGGUGUUUCUGUUUGCGACGUAAGUCGAGCUGAUCGAGAGGAAGCACACCGACUCGUUUUGCAAAAUGUUGAUGAGGUUCAACCGUACAUUGAGAAACAUUUUGAUUGGAUCAAGACUACUUAUCCUAGUAAGUCGAGGAACCACAAAUGGGUGCAAGAUGAACAUUAUCGAAAUUUUAGUACAUGGUUGAAAGAAAAGGUGAUUGUGGAAAUGAGUGACUCCCCGAACAAUGUAUCUCAGUUGCUACUUUCGAUAUCGCAUUUUCCUUCAUUUCUUGUACUAAAGUAUCAAUCAUACUACAUAAAUAGUACUCAAUUUAACACGAAAGAUCGUGAUGCUUCUAGAAAAACACAAAAUAGUGGUGUCAUGAUUGUUGCUAGUGCUAUCCAAGUAGCUAGUUCAAAAGACAAAAACCCUAUUGAAUGUGAUAUGACCUUUUAUGGUGUAAUCAAAGAAAUUUGGGAAUUAGAUUACAUUAGCUUUCGAAUCCUGUUUUUCUUUGUGAUUGGGUGA
Cannabis sativa is the source of this 807-nucleotide messenger RNA. RefSeq lists its product as uncharacterized. The transcript is spliced from 4 exons. Bases 1 to 807 code for a protein of 268 amino acids. The record is from RefSeq and is a predicted model, not a curated record. Lineage: Eukaryota; Viridiplantae; Streptophyta; Magnoliopsida; Rosales; Cannabaceae.